UUCUCUGGUAAAUUAUCUAUGACUGUGGAAUCAGAUGCUCAGACCACAGAUAAAAUUUAUUAAGUUUCGAAUCGAAUCAAAUCAGGUCGUAAAUAUUGUCGACCUUUUUGUUAUCGCUAAAAAUCACAAUUUAAAAAUAUCUGAGAUUUUGUAAAAAAAAAUAAAAGAAAAAUAUGAUCAAAAAUCUUCUGCACGCCACUCCCUGUCCAGAUUUUUUCGUUCUUCCUCCCGUCCUCGUUCUCAUCUGCGCGCGGGGCAAAGAAAAAUCAGCCGCCGCUCUGCUUCAGCAGAAUCUCGCCGCCGAAGCGCUCCUAUCCUUAUCCCCUGCGCGCCGUCGUUAUCCCGUCGGCCGCCGCUGUUCUCGCCUUCAUCUGCUCGGUCGCGCGCUCUCCCUGGUACUUUCCUGGCGCGCGCUUCUCUAGCUCGUGGAGCUCCUCCUCUGCCGAGCGAUUUUCCACUGCGGGCGCAGCUCCAGCUCGUCCCCAUGGCGGUCGCCGUCGAGCUCCCUCGCGGCGACUUUCCCCUGCCAGCUCUUUGCCCAUUCCUGGUCGCGUCUCCCUCCUCUGCUCGCGUCCCGCCAUGGCCGCUGUCCGGCCGAGCCCUGCCCCAGCCGGAUCUCGCCUCUCCCUACAGUUCGCUCUCUCCCCCCUCCAUCUCUCUCCAGUCGUGCGCCCCUCCGCUCUGCGUGGAGUUUCCCCGUCGUGCCCCUGCUCAUCUUCCCUUGGCCGCGGGCCCUUGCCAUGCUCGCCGAGCUCCCUCUGGUCUUCUCUGCUCGCCGAGAUUCUCCCUGGUGCCGCGUCGUGCCCUCCCCUCGGUUUUCAACGUUGAACGCCGCCAUCUUUCUGGUGUUCUGCGCUGGCCGCAGAUCGAAGCUUUGCUGUGCGCCCAGUCGAGCGAUCCCCUGCGCGCGCGUUCCCUGCACUUGCCCCAGCCGCGCUCUGGCCGUCCCAGCUCCACUCGGCGCCCCCUCGGCUCGCCCCCAUGGUGCUGGUCGUGUCCCUCGGCGCCGGUCGCUUCUUCUUGCUAUUCCAUGCCGCGGCAAUCGCCCUGCUGCUCCAGUGCGCCCAGCCGAGCGAUUCUCUGUUCCGUGCGCGCGGUAUUUCUCGAGCAUGCCGCGCCCAGUCCCUGCUCCUUGUUUUUCUCUGCGACGUGGAGUCUCCUCGCCGCGCGGAUCUCUCUCCUUCCUACCAUGUUCGGAUUGUGCCGCGCUUCCUGUCGCGUUCGGCCUGCUCCGGAUCCGAAGUUGGUCGCCUCGGUGCGAAAUCGCCGUCACGUCCGGGGUUUUGACAUGUCUCCCUGCUCGCCGUCAAACUUGGGUUCCCUGCUCAGCCUUUAGCGCUAGCGCGUCGCCGUGAUGUUACCGUCUCGCCGUGAUUCCCUGAUGGUUCGUGUCUCUGCAUGUUCAAAUCGUCGUUCCGCGCGUCAGCAAGAAAUUCCAAGAAUCGGGUGAAGACGAAGCUAGCAGCGCGAUAUUCCCUAAGCGCUCGACAAAUUGCCUGGAUCGGAAAAUCGCUACCGAUCUCGCGGAUUCGUGUCAGCUGUUGAAACGGUGCGAUAAUUAAUCAUGUGAUGCGGAAGAUGACUCAAGUAUCCCCAAGCGCGGGCUAAUCCGCAGGAUGAUGCUGAUGGACGAACCGGAAGAUGGAUAAUCUGAACGAGUGCCAAGCCAAAGGAUGCUCGCCAAGUGGUCGCCUAACAAACACUAACCUAGUGUUACCCAGGCAAGCCCCGGUGCAUGCAACCCCUUCCUUGUGUUUUUAAAUUAUUUUUACACACUUUAAGUCUAGUGAAUGUGCAUUAGGUUUAUAGGAGUUGCUUGGAAACCCUUGGAUGCAUUGCCUUCCUUGAUAUUCAUACCUUUAUAGAUACUUCUGGUGAAGUAUCAAAAUAUGAUUUACAAAAAUGCUUAGCCCUGCUUAGAUCUUGUGGAUAGAGGUUGUCUUUUGCAAUACUGCCUAGCUCAGGGGUUAUCCUGAGGAAGGAUGGCUUCUACCUGCAAGAAUAUAUUUUCAUUGGGAGCAUGGUGGGAUCUUACUGCAAAGUUCCCUGUGAUGCUCUUUUCAUCCUAAGGAACACAAACAAUCCUAAGGAUGGAAGUACUUAAAUCGGGACUUGGGCUAGGAACAGGUGAUGUUCUACCCAGGUUGAUUAAGGAUUGGAUGCGUAUGUAGGCUUGAUGAUUGAGGACCCUUUAACUGGUCACAUGCCUCGUCAUGGGUAAGCCUUACCUCGGGCAGACUAAGGCCAGAAUAAGAUAACACGGAAUGGGCAUGGAGCGGUGGCGAGAGUAGCGUGUACCCUCCGUGGCAAGAGGCUGGACGGUGGUGUAUCUGUGCUCUCGGUUCGCGUGAACCUGAUCUGGUCUUAAGAACCCCGGUGGCGGGUUGACAUAUGCAAGGGUUAAGUGCUACAUAUGUCGUGUGAUUGGAGAUCCUCAGCUGAGUAUAAUCGAUUCGGAUCGCCGUACCUUCGCGGUAAUGAAUACUUGGUCACUGCCCUACAACCUAAGUCAGGAUGUGAACCUCAUGAAUAAAAAUGAUGUUGUAUUGAUGAGAUGGUGAAAUUAGACCAGAUGCAAACAGAGUCUAUUAAUAUUUAAUCUGGCGUUAAAAUAUUGAAAGUAAUGACUCACUUUAAUAAGCUAUUUCUGCAAAAGUAUCUAAGUUGAUUCUUGCUAAAGCCUCUCCUUGAUUCCCAAAUCCAGCAUAUCCUUGAGAGUCUUUUCUUUAGUCGGGUAAGUCUUGCUGAGUAAUUCCAUACUCAGGGUUUUAUUCCCUGUUGUUUUUCAGGUUAUAGUUUUGUGCUGCUGAUGAUGGUGUUAAGUGCCGGUGGGCUCGGCCUUCUUAUAAGUCUAAGUAACCCUUCUAUACGUCUUACUGAGGAUGGUCACUUGAGCUAGCAUAUAUUUCAAACUUAUACUUUUGUAAUCACUCCGAUAAAAUAAUCUAAAAUUUUUGUAACCUGUAAAAUUUGGUAAUAAGAUUUCCGCUGCAAAAAUGUUGUGUGUGUGAUUUAUGUUACUUAAUCCUGCGGUUCUGGUUGUUCAUGGUUUAUCUGAUGUCCUUGGGGCAAUCGGACGGAUCCUGUUAAGUUAUCUGGUGCACAUGCAUAGCA
Messenger RNA from Zea mays, 3114 nucleotides. RefSeq lists its product as uncharacterized. Bases 485 to 1336 code for a protein of 283 amino acids. Lineage: Eukaryota; Viridiplantae; Streptophyta; Magnoliopsida; Poales; Poaceae. The record is from RefSeq and is a predicted model, not a curated record. The transcript has 2 exons.